GAGAAGCCAGAACCCGCACGUUCCCUGGACAGGCGGCAGGGCUAUGGUCGCCAGCUCCAGAAGGCCCGCUUCGCAUUUCAGCCGGAUCCUGAGUGCGAGCCUGAACUGUCUCCUCAGCUCAGCCCCCCGGCGCGGUCGGCUGCUCCCCGGGCGCGCCCCCUCCGAUGGCGGCGGAGAUCCAGCCCCAGCCCCUGACCCGCAAGCCGAUCCUGCUGCAACGGGUCGAGGGGUCGCAGGAGGUGGUGAACAUGGCAGUGAUCGUGCCUAAGGAGGAGGGUGUCAUCAGCGUCUCGGAAGACAGGACAGUUCGUGUUUGGUUAAAGAGGGACAGUGGACAGUACUGGCCAAGCAUAUACCAUGCAAUGCCUUCUCCAUGUUCAUGCAUGUCUUUUAACCCGGAAACAAGAAGACUGUCCAUAGGUCUAGACAAUGGUACAAUCUCAGAAUUUAUUUUAUCUGAAGAUUAUAACAAGAUGACACCUGUGAAAAACUAUCAAGCACACCAGAGCAGAGUGACGAUGGUCCUGUUUGUUCUGGAGCUGGAGUGGGUUCUGAGCACAGGUCAGGACAAGCAGUUCGCCUGGCACUGCUCUGAGAGUGGGCAGCGCCUGGGAUGUUACCGUACCAGUGCUGUGGCCUCAGGCCUGCAAUUUGAUGUGGAAACCCGUCAUGUGUUUAUUGGUGAUCACUCAGGCCAAGUCACCAUCCUCAAACUGGAACAAGAAAACUGCACACUGCUCACAUCCUUCCGAGGGCACACAGGAGGGGUGACAGCACUCUGCUGGGACCCGGUCCAGCGUGUGCUCUUCUCGGGCAGUUCUGAUCACUCCGUCAUCAUGUGGGACAUCGGUGGGAGAAAAGGGACAGCCAUCGAGCUCCAAGGACACAAUGACAAAGUCCGAGCCCUCUCCUACGCACAGCACACAAGGCAGCUCAUCUCAUGUGGCGGUGACGGUGGCAUUGUCGUCUGGAACAUGGAUGUAGAAAGGCAGGAGACCCCUGAGUGGCUGGACAGUGAUUCCUGCCAGAAGUGUGACCAGCCUUUCUUCUGGAACUUCAAGCAAAUGUGGGACAAUAAGAAAAUUGGCCUAAGACAGCACCACUGCCGGAAAUGUGGGAAGGCUGUGUGUGGCAAGUGCAGCUCCAAGCGCUCUUCCAUCCCACUCAUGGGCUUUGAGUUUGAAGUCCGGGUCUGCGACAGCUGCCACGAGGCCAUCACUGAUGAAGAACGUGCACCCACCGCCACCUUCCAUGACAGUAAGCAUAACAUUGUGCACGUGCAUUUUGAUGCCACCAGGGGAUGGUUACUGACUUCUGGAACUGACAAAGUGAUUAAGUUGUGGGAUAUGACCCCAGUAGUGUCAUGAUGACUCUCCCAGGGACUAGAAGAUAGUCUUCACUAAAGAAACACUUGUUUGGGGCCUGAAAUCAUUACAAGAGAAGCAAAGUAUAUAUAUAUAUGAGCAGGAAGAGAGACUGAAGGCUCAAAGUGAAUUUGUGUUUUCCCUGUACUGUUGCAGUGAACUGAUGGAAGAGACUCUUCAGUUGUCCUUACAACAUAAAAGAAGAUAUUUUUUUAUCAAAUGGUAUAUACAGCCUGGCUGUGCUGCAUUGUUUUGAGUAUAUUCCAGAGUCUGUGUGGGAUGUUUAAGCAUCUUGUGUCUCAGCCUUUCAUUGUACUCAUUGCUUUCUGUGUCAGGAAAAGAGAGAGAGAGAGAGAGAGAUGUGUUAAAGGUAUUGUGUCGUAUAAAGCAGUCUCCACAUCCUCUUCACCUCAGUGUUUCUCUUCUCUUGAGUCUUCCUUCAUGGGCCACACUUGUCUCUCGCCAGAGUGUAUGAUUACAGUAUGUUCCGGUGUUCUGCUUUCAUGACCAGAUAAGAGUUGGAAAACCAUGUGUGUCCAACAGCUGGCCCCUUGAGUCACCUGUGGGGAGCAGUUAUAUCAUCGGAAGUGCCUUCUAUUCUACUUCAGCAUUCUCUUUCAUCCCACAUUAGGAAAUGGAAACUGCUAUCCGCCGUCAGCCUGAACACCGGUCAUGUGACUCAGCCUCAUCCUGCAGUGCCUGUGUCUUUCCAAAUGCAAUGAGGGCUUCUUGAGCCUUUUGCAUUUUGGACUUUGGGAAUUUUGGCUUUUUGGGGCUUUGUUUUUGCUUUGCUUUGUUUUGAUUUGUUUUUGUAGCUUUCCUUUAUUCAUCACAUGAAAGACAAACAAAAAUAUCAAUGCUCCAGAUGUAUCUUGAAGGUGCAUCUUUCUACAUGGCAUUGCCUCUGAAUGAGAGCGUGAUAAACUUUCAGAUUAGAAUCCUGCUCUCUUCACCAUCCAUAUUUAGUUUCCCUUUAGAAACCAGGUAUCUGCACAUCUUUAUGUUAGUGUAUACUUUUCUAUGAAGCCAGCCUGUGAUCUAAACAGAGGUACUGAGAAACAAACAGAAUUCUCAUAAGGAAAUAGGUCCAGCUUGAUAGGUUGCAGUAAGGACUCACUUGAGGAUACCAAGGUACAUUAAAAGUAGUAGCAAGCCUGGAAGCUGGCCCAUCCAAGCACUUCACACAUGCUCACCUGUUAGGUCACCAGUGAGGGUACCAGGUCAAAGUCCUGUGGAUACACAGGCUGAUUGCUUGCCCUAACUUUCCAUCUCAUAGCUCCACAGUGUCUUCUUCCUGAUUUAACAGGCGCUUCCUGGCAGGAAGUACUUAAAUGAAAUUACAGUUCUCCCCAUUAUCUUGGUUCUGUUUCUAGGAAAGCAGUUUCUCCUAUGUCAUCGUUGCUUCUCUUUCUGGAGGAAGCAGUAGUAACCAUGCUUGAAUACCACCUUUAGCACUGACGACCCAGAGUGCUUCCUAGGACAAGGCAUCCUGGAGCCACUUCUGCUGGCUGGCAGUGGGAAGCAGGGCUGGUGUCCACCUCCCACAACCACAUCCCUAGCAACUGUGAUGUGAGAGCAGAACUCUGCACACACUUCAGGAAGUCAUCGCCACUGUGGUUUAACGGCCUGUUCCAUGAAAUGCCACCUAGGUUCAGUUAGGCCACUCUAAGUGGUCUGAGUCUUCUCUACAUGAUCGAUCCAUCACAGAGCUUUGAAAAGAGAAUCAGAGCUAAAAUAUUCAAAUAUCAAUGGUACAAUUGAUUGCUAGAAUCUACAGCCACUUAGCAAGUUGUAGAGAAUUGUAUGUUGGAAAUCAGUAAUAGAAGUCUCUUUAAACUGGAGCAUGAAUGCACAUGAUGAAGGAAAUACAGUAUUAGGAAACUGAGGCUUAGGCACCCAGCAAGCCUGUGUGGAUUUCCACUAAUGUAGAGAUGAAUUCAGACUCCUGGGAAAUGGAUUACCAUUAUUGAGAGAGAGAACACACACGCAGGCCAGCUGGGACAUCUGGUCGACCCUUGUGCAGAAGAAAGAGGAGGGCAGCACUUCAUUAGAACACUACCAGAUGGCCCUACACUAGUCACCUCCCAGCUACAGCUCAUACUGAAGGGUCCCCAGAGGUUGAAACAUCACAGUGAUGAAAAUCAUGGUUGUAUGCUAUAGAUAACCACUGCUCUGCCCUUUCAUCUUACCCAUGCAGCUGUUGAAUUUGUUGAAAAAAGUGUAUCAGAACAACUGUAUAUGCACUGUGGAUGCUUGUGUUUGCCUGGUGUUCUUAACCUAUAGAGAAAUGCAUGCUGGAACUGAUAGAUUUCCAAGCAUUCUCUGAAAAAGAAGGCUUAAUCCAUUAGGCAUGAGCUCUGGUACAGCAUUUGGCUUGUGUCUCCUCUGAGUGUUAAAAAAAAAAAAAAAAAUCACGAAUCUAUCAUUCUGUUUGGUUAGCACUUCAGCUUUGUUUUGUUUUUCCCUCUACUGUGGAAACCUCAGCUCUGGAGAUGGUGGUGAGCACAGUGUGGUGGGAAGUAGAGACACCACAUGUUCCUAGUGGAUGAAAAGCAUCUCAUACUGUUGGUUUCUCCAAAGGAAAGCAUUUAACAGAGCCACCCAGGUGCAUCUCCACCUUAGCAUAAAAAGGAAAAAAAAAUGGUUUUAGAAAUAAAUACUUGGAAUUUUGUGUCAUUUUAUAAAAGGUCAGUCAACAUAAUGUA
Molecule: messenger RNA, 4069 nt
Organism: Phodopus roborovskii (desert hamster)
Lineage: Eukaryota; Metazoa; Chordata; Mammalia; Rodentia; Cricetidae
Gene: Wdfy2
Product: WD repeat and FYVE domain containing 2
Exons: 12
Coding region: 165-1367 (400 amino acids)
Molecular function (GO): metal ion binding; protein binding
Source: RefSeq, a predicted model, not a curated record